AGAUGUUUCUAGAAGAAUAUUAAACUUAAAUAUUUUCAUUGUUGAGAUUUACCAAUGUGUAUUAAUAAUUCAGUUACCUACGAUAAUAUGAAUUUUCGGCUUUACCAUAAAUUAUCUCGCUUGAGGUGCAGACAGUAGGCAGAUACGGUAAUUGUAAGAAUGUUCAGAAAUUAAACAUGGAAUUGGGACCAAAUAUUUAACAGAUUUCAUCUGAAAGAUUUCAAAACCUUUAUUUUUUUGUUUUAAUUAAUUGUCUUGACAUUAUCCCACUUCAUGGUGAAAUUUUAGUGAAAAGAAAGAAAAAUAAUUGGUCCGAAAGAUUAGGCUGUUAUUAUUUACAGUUUUUUGUACCACACAAUAAUUAUUGUUUAGUGCUUUCUGGAGAAAGUUAUUAGAAUACGUUGAAGCGUUGCGUAGUAUCUCUGAUAACAACUUACACAUGGUGGGCAAUACGAAUUAUAUACAAAACACGGAAAUAAGACUGUUUAAGUAACAGCAAUGAGUACCGGGAACGAAUGCUUUUUGUAUUCUGAAGAUAAUCUCCACGAUCCUAUUUCCUUACCUCAAGGCGAAGAGGUUAUCUUAGGAAGAGGGCCUCGGACAAGAAUUACGGACACUAGAUGCUCCAGAAAUCAAGUAUGCCUCCUAGCAGACAGUUCAUCAAAAGAAGUGAAAGUAAAACAGUUGGGUAGUAAUAAUUCAGCUGUUAAUGGACUAGCACUGAAGAAGAAUGAAACAUAUACAUUGAAAGAAGGGGAUGUACUGGAAUUCCUGCUUGGUCAGUAUGCACACACAGUCAGAUUUUAUGCUAAAGGUGGUGGCAGUGUUUCACUGCAUAAAGGAAUUAAAAGGGAUGCAGAACAUCCCUGCCAGCCAGCAAAAAGAUUGUGUGAGGACUUUUAUACAAGCCAAAGAGUGAAUGAUGGGAAGGAUGCAUUAUCAACUGAAGUGACACCAUGUUCUGAGGACAAAUGGGAAUAUAUAGAUAAUAACAAACUUAUAAUUCUUACAAGCAAAGGAUGUAAAGGCAGUUCAAAGAUAGCUGGUUAUGAUGUAGACGGAACUAUUAUCCUCACAAAAUCUGGUCGUGUCUUCCCAAAAGACAAUGAUGACUGGAAAAUAUCAUUCAUUGAGGUGCCUGGAAAACUGAAACAUUUGUGGAGUUCUGGCUUUAAAAUAGUAUUUUUCACAAAUCAGGCUGGCAUUUCUAAGGGGAAAGUGAAAAUUGAAGAUUUCAAAAGUAAAAUUAGAAACAUUAUUUCAAGGCUUGGUGUUCCAGUGCAAGUUUUUAUAUCAACUGGGAAAGGUAUCUACAGAAAGCCAGCACCUGCUAUGUGGAAUGUUUUAGUCGAAAAGAAAAAUGAUGGUGUAGCUAUAGACAAGACUGCAUCUUUUUACUGUGGAGAUGCAGCUGGCAGGGAUGCAAAUUGGGCACCAAAAAAGAAGAAAGACUUUUCCUGUUCUGAUCGCCUGUUUGCUCUAAAUAUAGGAUUAAAAUUUUACACUCCAGAGGAACAUUUUCUUGGUUAUAAAGCUGCUCAGUUCAAUCUUCCAGAAUUCAAUCCUUCUGCCUUGAUGCAGGAUAAGCCACUCUGCGAACCAGCAGGAACAAAACUGUAUACAGAUGAGCUAGAGGCUGUAAUUCUGGUUGGUGGCCCAGGCUCUGGAAAAAGUUUCUUUGCAAAAACACAUUUGGUACCAAAAGGAUAUGUGCAUGUAAAUAGAGACACUUUGGGAUCUUGGCAGAAAUGUGUCUCUUCAAUGGAAGAUGCCCUAAAGAAAGGCAAAAGUGUUGUCAUUGACAAUACAAAUCCAGACAAAGAAUCAAGGAAAAGGUAUAUAGAAGCAGCUAAAAAAUAUGGUGUUAAAUGUCGCUGCUUUAUUCUUGCAACAUCUGCGGAGAAUUCUAGACACAAUAAUAAGUUUCGUGAACUGACUGAUGAUUCUCAUGAGCCCAUUAGUGAAGCAAUUAUAAAUAUGUUCAGGGCAAAAUAUGAGGAACCAACUACUGAGGAAGGAUUUUCUACUAUUGUGAAAGUGAAUUUUGUUCCUGUCUUUACAGACCCAGAACUAGAGAAGUUUUAUAAGAUGUACUUGUUAGAAAAAUAAAUACAAAGCUUUUUAUCAUUUUUAAGCUCAUAAAUCAGCUAGUGAUGCUAUAUUGCAAUCAGUUAAUGCCUGAAAAAAUGAAAUGUAUUGAAAUGAACUACCUCUUGAUAAUUAAAGUAGCUUUCGCGUUAA
Schistocerca cancellata (South American locust) is the source of this 2241-nucleotide messenger RNA. It is a transcript of the gene PNKP, whose product is annotated as bifunctional polynucleotide phosphatase/kinase. Gene Ontology annotation, biological process: DNA repair. The record is from RefSeq and is a predicted model, not a curated record. Gene Ontology annotation, molecular function: polynucleotide 3'-phosphatase activity; protein binding; ATP-dependent polydeoxyribonucleotide 5'-hydroxyl-kinase activity. The transcript has 7 exons. Lineage: Eukaryota; Metazoa; Arthropoda; Insecta; Orthoptera; Acrididae. Bases 499 to 2109 code for a protein of 536 amino acids. Gene Ontology annotation, cellular component: nucleus.